This is a messenger RNA of Rhopalosiphum padi (bird cherry-oat aphid), 2826 nucleotides long. Its product is annotated as metacaspase-2-like. NCBI's taxonomy places the organism in Eukaryota, Metazoa, Arthropoda, Insecta, Hemiptera, Aphididae. Gene Ontology annotation, cellular component: nucleus. The record is from RefSeq and is a predicted model, not a curated record. Gene Ontology annotation, biological process: regulation of transcription by RNA polymerase II. Bases 28 to 2826 code for a protein of 932 amino acids. Gene Ontology annotation, molecular function: mRNA binding. The transcript has 4 exons.
AGCAUUAAUAUUAAAAAGAGAAAUUAUAUGAGUGAUUGCUCAUUAAGAGUAUAUGCAUUCAUUAAAUAUUUUGAUCCCAGCAGCGUAUUUCUUGCUAUGCUUAAAAUGAAUGCUGUAGUUGUGGAAGGUUGUCAUUUACUUUUGGGUUUUGGAAAAUCACAUCCGUCAAAAUGUGUUUGGGUCACUGGUACUAAAAGUUUGAUAGAAAAUAAUUUUCUGCUGUCUUAUUUAGCUGAUUGUGGCCCAAUUAUGUCAUGUUCAAUUGAUCAAAUAAAUACACGUGCUUUAGUAUAUUUUAAAGAGAUUUCAGAUGCUGAGACAGCUAUAAAUAAAAUGAAGGAUGGUUAUAAAAAUGGUUUAUAUUUCUAUGGUGAUUAUGCAUCAUUUGAGUGUGAAAAAAAAUUUUCUGAAACUUUCAAUAAGCAAAAACGUAAAAACAAUUUAUCAACAGGUCUGGACAUUGAUAACAGUCAAUAUAUAUUAACAUCCAAUGCUAAUGAAAAAAACCAGUCAGCAGCCAAUCUCUAUGUUGGGGAAAAUAGUUCAUAUGUUCAUCCCAGAUAUAAGGAACAUACAUUGCCAAUUACCUGUGUUUGGAUUAAUGGUGUUGUAGAUUCAGUCACUAAUGAAUAUCUGCAAUCUUUUUUUAGUCAAUUUGGACCCGUAAAAAAAUGUUUAGUUGACCGAUGGAACCAUUGUGCUUUAUUGUGUUUCAAACAGGAAUUACACGCACAGACAGCCGUUUCUGUAAUGAAUGGUAACUUUUUAAAAGGUCAAUCAAUUAAUCUUCGUAUAGCAUCUAUAAUGUGUCAAGCUUGUGAAGAAUCUAAUAUAAACAACAAUGAUUUAACUAUUUUGCAACAAGGUAAUGAUGCUCGAUCACCAUCUUGCAGUACCCAAAAGGUUCCUUAUCAAGAUUUCAGUACUACAUUACCUUAUUGUAAUUAUAAUAUUAAUGAUGAAACUUGUCCAACAAACAUCAGUGAUUCAUAUAAUAAAUCAAUUAAUGUUGAUAAUUCUCAGUACACAUCACAGCAUAACGAUUUCAACACCUCUAAUAUUAAUAUUUCUAGUUAUUUUUCAAACACAAAUCCAAUCAACAACGGUCCAAUUACAAUGCUAUAUAACGAGUAUCUGCCAGUGAUUCCCAAAUCUCCGACAAGAUAUGCUAAUUCUGUAUUGUCACUGCCAUUGCCCGAGUUUGCUAAAAACAUAGUACCUGAGGAACCAACGAGCCCAUCUAUAAGGUAUUCACUAUCAUCUAAUUCUGGUAUUAAUCAAGCUACAUAUAUGGUUAAUGGAUCUCACGAUGAGAAGAUGAACUGUGGCUUAGACAAAACUGUUAAGCGGGACCAAAAGUAUGACCAAAACAAUAAUCGUUCACUAAACUCUAAAUUCAAGAAUUUAGAAUCUACUGUUGAACAUAAUGUGUUUGUAGAAGAAGAAGCUAAAAGGCUACAAUAUGUUUCUAACAGAUACACUCCCAAUCAAUCACAAUCAAAUCCUAAAUUUCAAAACCAACAAGUGAGUUCAUCAUUAAAAAAUAAACUUUCAACUAAUGGUUCAUCAAAAUAUUAUCCAAGACCUUCUACGGCUGUUAUUAAAACAAGUGAUACUCAGCCAUCAAUAAUUUCACAAAAUAGUAAAACACCAUUAUUAGACUCUCAAUUGCUGCCUAUUGAUCGUAGGUUGUUAAUCAAUCCAAAUAGUUCUAUAACUAGCCACGAUAGGAUAUUUGAUUCAAUUGUAUUAUUUCUAGAGAAACAAAAAAAAUGUACCAAAAAUAAUAGUACGCAUACACAUGAUGCAUUAAAUACCCAUUUUGUUAACCCUAUUGGAGAUUACCCUAAAGAUGAUAAUAGGAAUGAUAAAUACUAUGAAAUGGUUGGCAAAAUUCGGUACGAGUAUACCAAGCAUUGGGUGAACACGAGUAACUGGUUAACUGAUGAGUGUGUUGAACAACUUGACUAUCCAUUGUUGAGUGAUAUUAAAGAAAAAGAAAACCAAAGAAAGUUAAGAAUUGAACAAAGAAGUAAACAAAAACCCUUAGAUAGAUAUGUACCAAAAAGUUCUAUUGAAUCUGUUCAUGUAAAAAGGUCAACUAAUAUUAAUAAAUGUGUGACAGAUAACAAAGUUUAUGAUAAAAGUAUUGCUAAAAUUGUAUCAUCAUUGAAUAAAAAUAAACAAAGUAAGAUUUCAUCUACUGAAACUAGAGAUAAAAUAAAAAGUACAAAUUUAAAUGAAUCUGCAAGUAGUAUUUCAAAUAAUGGAAAUAAUAUUAAAAAUAAACGGAAGAAAUCUGAUUUGUACAAUCAUAUAACUAACGAAUAUAAAGACCAAAAAACUCAAAGUAUUUCCAGUAAUAGAUCAAGAAGAUAUAAUAAAAAUCACAUUAAACCUAAUAAGACUCAAGAUGAAGUAGAAAAAACAAAAUUUAAUAAAUCUAAAAACGAUCGUACGAGUAUUAAUAAAGUUGAACAAUGUACAUUGAAAAAAACCAUUUAUUCCACAAAAGAAAAAAAAAUCCAAGAUUAUAAACAUCAAAGUCGUUUGGGUUCUAAAUUAACAGAAUCUAAAAGUAAUAAGAGCUAUUGUUCUACAAAGAGUCCAUUAAAAAGGAGCAUGGGCAAUACUUCUAUAAAUCAUCACAAUUCUAAAAAACGAAAAAUAGAUAAUAAGACUUAUAAAAACAACUACUCAAACACUUUUAAACAACGUUCUCCUGUGUUAAGACCAAGAGAAAAUAUUCAUAAUACUUGGAUUCCAGAGAAGAAAAAUAAGAAUAGACGAAACUCCAAAUCAAACUGGAACUCAAGAAUGGAUUAA